Messenger RNA from Corythoichthys intestinalis (scribbled pipefish), 11505 nucleotides. It is a transcript of the gene bptf, whose product is annotated as bromodomain PHD finger transcription factor. Gene Ontology annotation, biological process: regulation of transcription by RNA polymerase II. Lineage: Eukaryota; Metazoa; Chordata; Actinopteri; Syngnathiformes; Syngnathidae. Gene Ontology annotation, molecular function: RNA polymerase II cis-regulatory region sequence-specific DNA binding. The coding region runs from base 264 to 10073 and encodes 3269 amino acids. The transcript has 31 exons. The record is from RefSeq and is a predicted model, not a curated record. Gene Ontology annotation, cellular component: NURF complex.
ACCACGUGACCCGAGUGGUAGGGGCCUAGUGUUUGCAGAGCCAGAGACAGAAAAGAAAAAUGGCGGCUCUAGGCGAACCUGAACGGGACGCCGGGCUAACAUUUUGAGCUUUCACAGCCGAGGAAACGCACAGGCUUUCGGCUUUGCAUGCCCGCCGCCCCUACGACCGCUCCGGUCUUACGCGGGGACCGCUUUUCGUCAGCUUCACCGUCGCCUAAGCGGACGCAAUCAUUGGGAUUGUAAAAUAAGAGCGUUUGCCUAUCAUGAGAGGGAAAAGGGGCAGGCCGCCCAAACCGCUAGCAACCGAGGAGCAAUCGCCAGCUCCGGCUACGACCAGGGGCUUGCGGCCGAGGAGGAAUAUCAAGCCCCGUUUCCGGGACAGCGGGGACGAGGAGGUCGAGAGCCCCGUGCGGAAAGCGCCUAAACCGGCCAAGAAAAAGAAAGUGGGAUCUGUCAUCUCGGCGCGAGGCAGGGGACGAGGCAGAGGUGGCCGCGGAGGAAGAGGGGGUCGUGGAGGCAGGAAGGCGCCUGGAACAAAAACCAUAGUUUACGACGACCACGAGAGCGAAGAGGACGACGACGCUGUCAGUUUGCGGUCGGAGGAGGAAGAAGUGGUCGAGGAGGACCCUCGGUCCGAAGAGGACGAGGCCCUCAAGAACGACUCGGACUGUUUGGAUGAUGUACUGGACGAGCAGGAGAAUGAGGAGGAGGAGGUGGAAGAGGAUGCCAGCUACUGUACGGAGAGUAGCUUUCGGAGUCAGAGCACACACGCCAGCACUCCGGGAAAGAAAAAGGUCCAUGCCCCCCGGCCCCGCACCCCCAUUUUGGAGGAGAAAAACAUUCCCUUUCUUGAGCUGCCCAAAUCUUCUGAGGAUCUCCUGGUCCCGUGUGAAGAGCUGCUAAACGCAACCUCUGUCUAUGAGGUGCUUCGGAACUUCAGCAAGGUUCUUCGACUGUCCCCCUUCCGCUUUGAGGACUUUUGCUCGGCACUCAUCAGCCAAGAACAAUGCACUUUAAUCGCCGAGACUCACAUUUCUCUGCUGAAGGCCAUCUUGCAUGAAGAGGAAACCUCCAACACUAGUUUUGGGCCCGCUGACCUCAAGGACAGCGUCAACUCCACUCUGUACUUCAUCGAUGGCAUGACGUGGCCAGAGGUGUUACGGGCCUACUGUGAGAGUGACAAAGAGUAUCACUACGUCCUACCGUAUCAGGAACUGAAUGACUAUCCUUAUGGUCCUGUUGAAAGUAAGAUCAAGGUGCUUCAGUUCUUGGUGAAUCAGUUUCUCACCACCAACGUUGCUCGUGAAGAGCUCAUGUCCGAUGGCGUCAUGCAGUAUGACGACCACUGUCGCAUGUGUCACCGGCUGGGUGACCUGCUCUGCUGUGAGACCUGCUCUGCAGUUUACCACUUAGAAUGUGUAAAGCCACCACUGACCGAGGUUCCGGAAGACGAGUGGCAGUGUGAGAUCUGUGUGGCGCAUCAAGUACCCGGAGUUACGGACUGUGUGACAGAAGCGCAGAAGAACAGGCCUUACAUACGCCAGGAGCCUAUUGGUUAUGACCGCCAUCAGAGGAAAUACUGGUUUCUCAGCAGAAGAAUUAUUAUUGAAGAAGAUGGAGAGCACGAGAAGAAAAAAAUCUGGUACUAUAGCAGCAGAGCCCAGCUCGAGGAGCUCCUAGAGUGCCUGGAUAAGGAGUACUGGGAAAUGGACCUUUGUGCCACUCUGGAGGAGAUGAAGGAGGAAAUUCAAACUCAUAUGGACAUCACAGAAGAACUUACUAAUACAGCUCGUGGAAACAAUAAAGCCUACCUCACUGCUGUCAAUGAGAUAGUCAAGGAACGUUUAAAGAUCAGACGGAAAGCACAGGAGGCAAAUAGGCAAGAAGAGGAAGUGAAGCCACCAGCAGGAACAAGUUCUGGAAAGACAGUGAGUGAUACUGCCAAUGUCACAUCACAGCUUGGAGAUAGAGAGCCAAAAGAUGUCAAACACGAGGACUCAACUACUUCACCAGCAGCAGCCACCAUGCCAACUGUUGCCCAGGAGAGCAUCAUGUCUGAUUCCAGCACAGCCCCACAGGAGUCAACUGAAUUUCCAGAUUCAAAAAUAGCUGCCCAGAGUGGGGAAUCUCCUCCAGUGGUAAAGCUGGAAAGGACAGAUGAAAAUACUAAAGUCACAUCGAGCACUGAAUCCACGCUAGCACAAACACAGGACAAGCAACCAGAAGGAGGUUGUCAGGUCUCUAACAGUGGGACUCCCAGGAAACCAGAGCAGCCUGACCUGUGUGAGAGGUCCUCUCGCUCUUCUUUUACCAGCCAAAAUGGCUCAGGUGCAUCAUAUGAGGACUGUAAGGAAAACCUGAGGAGCAGUAGAGCAAGUGGAUCAGUGCCCGAAACUAUGAAGCCCAGAAAAAGCAAAGAGUCAUCUCCUGCUCCCCCUGAUGAAGAAACAUCCCAUUCCAGCUCUUUGAAAAGUGACUAUGCGUUCAACUUGAACAACCUGUUCAAACUGGGUCAGGAAGGUAAAUAUAGGGUAUACCACAACCAAUACAGCACCAAUACCCUGGCGCUCAACAAGCAUCAGCACCGGGAAGACCACGACAAAAGGCGCCACCUCUCCCACAAGUUCAGCUUGACAACUGCAUCUGAGUUUAAGUGGAAUGGCUCCAUCUACGGAUCCCGGAGCCUGACAAUAACCACCCUGCGUUUCAAUAUCAUCCAGCUGGAGAGCAAUGUCCCGACACCUUUUAUGCACCUUAACUGGGCAUCGCACAGAACCAACUGGAACAAAGCAGUACAAAUGUGCAGCAAAGCGAGAGAAUUUGCUCUGGCAUUGGCCAUACUGGAGUGUGCCAUUAAACCAGUUGUCAUGCUACCUGUGUGGAAAGAGUCUCUCGGACACACAAGGCUACAUCGCAUGACCGCCAUGGAGCGUGAAGAGAAAGAGAAAGUGAAAAAACGGGAGAAAAAACUGGAAGAUGAGGAGUCUCUCCAGCAGGCCACAUGGGUGAAAUAUAGUGUUAACAUCAAACACCAGGUGUGGAAGCAAAAGGGUGAGGAGUACAGAGUGACGGGGUAUGGUGGCUGGAGCUGGGUCAGUAAGACUCGUGUAUUACGUUUUGUUCCCAAGUUACCAGGAAACACCAACACGAACUAUCGUAAAGAACUUGAAGCCAAAGUAAGCAAGGAAAAUUCUGCUUGCACAAAUAAAAAGAAAAAGGCACAGGAUGAAAUGAAGCCCACUCAAAAUACGGCAGAAAACAAGCAGCAGGUUUCCAUAACUGAGCCAGCUCAAACCUCUUCAUCAGAACAAAAAGCAUCAAAAGAGGAAGUGAAGUGCACAGAAGAGGAGCAAGAAAAGGGUGAAAAUAACAAAAUGGAGAUUGAACACAGCCUGAAUACGGCACCUUCAAAUGAGGAAAAGGAAAACGUUGAAAACAAAGGCCCUUCCAUGCCAGCUGUGCAGCCUGUAAAAGAAGAGCCAAUCCAGAAAUUUGACCAGCCCAAAGAGGAGACCGCUGCACUGAAGCCUUUAUAUGACGUUGUCAAUGUGAGUGAAGGAUUCCAUUUGCGGACAAUUUAUAAGCAGAAGGUAAAGCCUUCUAAAUUGGAUGGGCUCUUGGAGCGGCGUGUUAGACAAUUCACCUUGGAAGAGAAGGAGAGACUGGAGCGGUUCAGACAGUCGACUUUCCUGUCAAAAAUGGCUUCUGCAAGGUCUUCUUUAGUCAAGACUGAAGGAACUCCAUCAGCUAAACAGCUGCCUGUCAUGAGUUCAAUUAAAACCGAAGAAAAGCAAGUGAAAAAUCCUGUUGUUAAAAAGCUUGACUUUGAAGAGAAACAUAAUGAGCGCAAAAUAAAUACGGAUGUUGAAUCAAACUCCAAGGCAAUCAACCAAAGCAUAAAGAUGGAAUUCGAUCAUGUGCAUGGCAAUAGCGGAGCUGCUACACCACACAAAGACGUGAAUGGAGAAAUGACUGGAAGCACAGAGAUCAACGGUAAAACCAAUUAUAAAUCCGAAGCAACUGAAAGUCAGGAGAAAACUCAGAAACAAGAGGUGGUGCCAACGGGUGAGAACGUGAAGAAACGUAGCUUUGAGGAAAUGGAGCAAGGCAGUCGGCAGGCUAAUAAGGAGAUCACGGAUGCCGACCAAAGCAAGACCGAUGCCGGGCAGGUUAAUGGAGAAACUGGGAUCAUUGCUGGUUCAAAUCCAGCCCAAAGUGAAAACAAAGAGCUUGUCAAACCUCUAAUGAAUGGAAAUCUCUCCCAAGAUGAUUCUCUAUUCAGCAGUCAUCCACCUCCCCCAAAGAUUCCUAAAUUAGAGAAUCAUGUGGCUAAUACGCGAGAUUCUCAAAAUAUUGCAAGAAAUUAUAAGGAUCCUCUUGUAAAAUCAGAAGAAACAGUGCCUGAUACUUCUCAAAGUUCAACUCUGUCUUCCCUUAAUAGUUUUGACAAUUGCACGAUUACAAAUGAUGCAAAGGCAUCAACACAAAAUGUAUUACAGUCUCAAAAUGCCCCAAUAUCUGCAGCAAAUUGCACAGACUCUUCCACAUCAAACUCUACUAUUAAGACAGGCAUUUCUCAGAAGCCUGCCAGUGCAGGUGUCACUAAUUCAAAGCUGGGCAUCGCCACCUCAACUGCAAACGGUUCCAUGACAAUAAGCAAUGAGUAUUCCACCAGUGACAGAGUCAGUCUUCUCAAGUUUGGCAAAUGUAAGAAGGCGCGAUCGGGCACGGCACUACCAUCCUAUCGCAAAUUUGUCACCAAAAGUAGCAAAAAGAGCAUCUUCGUCCUGCCCAAUGAUGACCUGAAAAGGCUGGCGAGGAGAGGAGGUUUCAGAGAGGUUCCCAUCUUUAACUACAAUGCCAAACCAGCCCUGGAUAUUUGGCCCUACCCCUCGCCUCGGCCUACAUUUGGAAUCACAUGGAGGUACCGUCUUCAGACAGUGAGAUCACUGGCAGGAGUUAGCCUAAUGCUUAGGUUACUCUGGGCCUGUCUAAGGUGGGAUGACAUGGCUGUGAAGCCCUCCGUUGGUGUAGGACUUACAAGGAAAGAAACUACAGACACGGAUAUCACCACAACAGAGAUCAUCAAACGAAGAGAUGUCGGGCCUUACGGCAUCUACUCAGAAUAUUGUAUCAGGAAAAUUAUCUGUCCUCUUGGAAACAAGGACUCUCCUAAAGAAACUCCGACUCCACAAAGGAAAGGUCUGCGAUCAAGUGCUUUGAGGCCCAAAAAACAGGAGCCAACAAAGCCAACUGGACCUAUUGCUGUGGAGACUUGGAUUCCUGAAGAGGACCUUGAGCUGUGGGAGAUCAGAGCCUUUGCAGAAAAAAUGGAGAAAGAGAAAUCACAAGGACCAGAUUCCUCAAAGACUGUCAGUAGCUUUAAGAGUGCGGAAGAUGUCAAGGCGCAUUUGGAGAAUCAGCUUAAACAGACCAGACUGGCUGCCCAGCAGAAACGUUUUGAACAACAAGCCGCAUCCACAGCUGCAACAACAACAACCACCACCACUUCCACUACCACCACUUCAUCCAGCCCUUCAACUUCUGUUAGUACGCCUAUGUCUACCGGACAGAGAACAGUUCCUGCCACAUCGGGGACCAAGAUGGUCUUGGCCUCAAAAUUGGGUUCUCCACUCUCCCUGCAUCAAGACAAGAACUUCCACCAGUCUUUUGCCACGUGGGUCAAACAGGGUCAGCCCAGUAAUAAUACAGAGGAGAACAAAUGCACCAGCAUAUUCCCAUCCGGGCCUCCUGCAAACCUGAGGACGUACAGUACACUGCAUCCUACAACUGGCAAUAUCAACCUCAGAGCUACUAACUCGUCAUCUUCACAACAAAAGCUGAAAGCAGAAAGCCAAACACAACCUGGAGCAAGUCCUCUGUUGGCUUCACAAAGCAAUUCCCAAAUGGGCCAAGGGCAAGUUGGUUCUGCAGCUGUGUCUGGUUCGACUCCUGUGCCGACAACUGAUAGUCAGAGAGUUACAGGUCCUGUGCCAUCAUCACCUUGUGCUCCCAGCACAACGCCCGGACAGCGACCAGCAGCUCCCUCCCAGCCAAGUAGACCACAGCAGGGUCAAGUCAAACUCACUAUGGCGCAGCUAAUGCAGUUAACACAGAGUGCUGAGGCAGGAAAUCCAGGCCUGACUGUGGUGAUCCAAGGUCAUGGCCAGACUGAGGGCCAGCUGCAAAUUGUCCCACAGGGCGUAACAGUCAUCCCUGCCGCUGGUCAGCAGCUUAUGCAGGCAGCUAUGCCUAAUGGUCAAGUGCAUCGCUUCCUCUUCACGCCAAUGCCAGCAUCGCCCUCAGUUUCAAGUUCUGCCCCCGUUGCAGCUGUUCCUGCAAAACCUGCUGCAUUACCAAGUCCCCAAACCCAAAUAUCAACUCCUGCUCUAUCGAGAUCCAAUGUCCAGACUACUGCUUCAGCUUUUGCCCAGACCCAAAUGGCAGCCCCAAUCCCAGCUCCAACACAACCCAUUCCACCUCUUUCUCCGCAAAAGAGUCAAAAUUUGGGGACCACCCCAGCCUCUGUCCCUAUACCUACCCAAGUGUCACCCUCUGUUCCUACAACAGUGCACGUUUCUCAACAGGCACCAGUACAAACCAACAUUUUGGCACCUUCACCACAAAUAUCUCCUGUUGCUACCCAGGCUAUGUCACAAACACUAGUUUCAUCGUCCUUAACAGCCUCGUCCCCAGGACAACCUGCAGUUGCAAAGUGUGCGCCUGCUUCACAACAAAAUGCAGGGCAAACUGUUAUUCAGACCCAAAUAUUAGAAAAGACUGGAACAGCAGUGGCUGUGGCUGUUACAGGACAGGUUUCACCUCAAUCCCAGGUCCAGGUGCAAACUUUGCCCACUUCGACAGCCUCUACAACCGCUCCAGUCCAGAUGCAUGUUACUGCCCUUGCCUCUACUUUUGUCCCUCUGUCAGGUAAUACUGCUAUCCAAUUUGCUAAGUCCACCCAAAUGCAGUGCAUUUCAACGGCUGUCCCCUCACCUGUCCAAGUCCCAACAUCGGCCCUCACUCCUGCUUCUUGUCCUGUCAUCGCUGUGGUUUCCAAUCAAAUUGGCGUCCUAUCCUCAGCAAAAGCACUCAGCCAAAUUCACACUGUAGCUGCUCCUCCACUUCCUUCAGCUGCAGCAAAUGCUGUCGUCACACCAGUUACGGCUACAUGCACAACACCUUCAGUGCCAGCGCUAAUAGAGCAAAGGGACACUCAGCCCCAGGUUUGGAAACCAGCUACAUGUGAAGCCCGCAUUCCAGUCCAUUCCGUUCAACAGGCAACCAUUCCCAAUCCACCUGCCCUCAAUCCAGUUCCUACCGGUACUCUGGCAUCAGGUUCCACACCUGUUUCCCCAUUACCACAAGCAUCGCUUUCCCUGCAUGCUCAAGUACAGCACCCUGCAACAGUUUCUGUACAGCAGGUGUCUCAGAUUCCUCUCUCCGCUGUGCAGCUCCAAAUGAAGGGGUUACCAGUCUCCACUGUAGUGACUACAGUUAGACAGCCCCAAGCAUUCAAUCAACUGCAGCCCCGACCUCAAAACCAAAUCUGUGCACAGAUUCAGGUCCAGCCUUCUGGUCAAGCCCAACAAAUACAACACAUUCAGUCUCCACCUCAUCUCCAGGCACAAGCGCAAAUCCACCCCCAAAUCAGAGUUCAAUUUCAGCCACAAACUCAGCAACCAUCCCAAACCCAAGUACAACAGGUUCCUCAAAUUCAACCCCAGGUCCAAUUUCAGUCUCCAAAGCCAGCCUUGCCUCAGAUUCAAGUUCAACAACCACCAAGAAUCCAACCCCAGUACCAGUCACAGGGACAAGGUGCACCUCAAACACAAUUGCAAACUCAACCUCUAACUCAACAACAGUGUCCAAUCCAAACCCAGGUUCAGGUCCAGUUUCAGCAACAAAAUCAGAUUCACCCUCCAACUCAAGCUUCUCAGCAACCUCAAAUUCAGAGUCCCACACCGAUUAAAAGUCCAAUUCAAACCCAAACUCACUUCAAAGCACAGUCUCCAACCCAGGUUCAAGUCCAGACUCCCCCAGUACCCCAAGUGCAAGGGCAGGUUCAAGUCCAAUUCCAAUCUCCAAACCAAACCCACGUUAAUGCUCAGCCUCAGCUUCAGGUCCAGCCCUCAAUUAGGCAUCAACUCAUUACUCUUCCAGGGAUGCAACAACCAGUACAACUCUUGUCAGCUCUUCCGCCUCAUGUUGCGGCCCAGAUCCAAGCGCAGAUCCAAGCUCAAGCACAGCAGCAAGGUAGCGCAGUUACGCAGCAGAUCAAACUACAACUGCCGAUCCAGAUCCAGCAGACAGGUGGUCAAAUUCAGGGACACCAAAUCCAGAACAUGGUGACGAUACAGGCACCCACAAACCUGCAGGACCAACUGCAUAGGAUGCAACAACAGAGAGACCAGCAGCCACACUCUCAGCAGCAGCAGCAGCACCACCCACUGCAACAGCAACCUACACCACCUAAGAAGAAAAAAUACCACGAAAAGAGGGAGCUAAAGGAUCCAAAUCAGUUGUCUGUGAGCCCGGGAGAUGGUAUUCAUAAACAGGUGGGAGCAAAGCAAAGUGUUACUGCAGAACAGCUGAAGCAGAGGAAAACGCUAGCUGCUGCUGAGCGAGAGGAGAACCAAAGAAUGAUAGUGUGCAACCAGGUGAUGAAAUACAUUUUGGAUAAGAUUGAGAAGGAUGAGAAGCAAGCAGCCAAGAAAAGAAAGAAGGAGGAAGUUGUUGAGCUGAAGCGCUCGAAGCAGAAUGCAACCAAGCUGACUGCAUUGUUGUACAAGCACAAAGAGCAUCUGAAGGCUGAGAUUCUAAAAAAGAGGGCUCUGCUGGAUAAAGACCUUCAGCUGCAAGUGCAAGAGGAGCUGAGGCGGGACAUUGCCAAACUACAGAAAGAAAAGGAGAAAGCUCGAGCCGCUAUCGCCCAGGCCGCGGCAGCAACUGUCAAGUCAUCUUCCCACUCCUCGCAUUCUUCACACUCUUCCCACUCCACACAUUCUUCCCGCCCAUCACACUCAACACAUUCCUCACACAGCAACCGCACAGCAGGGCCAUCUUCCUCAUCGCAUAAGCGUAAACGGGAAGAGGAGCGAGGCAAAGACCGAAACAGGGAUAGGGAGCGGCAUCAUGACAAGAAACGGGAACGCGAACGAGACAAAGACCGGGAUCGGUACAAAGACAGAGAAAAAGACAGAGACCGCGAUCGAGAGAAGGAGAGGAUGAGAGAACGAGAGCAUACUCGACCUCAGGACAGGGAUAAGGUCAGGGAAAGGGAACGAGACAAAGACAGAGAUCCCUUCUCACUAAAACACAAGAAAAAGAAGAAGCAGCUUUCCUCUACCUCAAGGGAUCACAAAAAGGACAAUAAAUUGUACUGUAUCUGUAAAACGCCGUACGAUGAGUCCAAGUUUUACAUAGGGUGUGACCUGUGUUCCAAUUGGUUCCAUGGUGCAUGUGUGGGCAUCACUGAGAAGGAAGCGAAGAAGCUAGAGGACUUUGUGUGUAAUGAUUGUAAACGGGGCCAUGAAGGAGGAAGCAAAGAGGAGCUCUACUGCAUCUGUCGGACACCAUACGAUGAAUCACAGUUUUACAUCGGUUGUGACCGGUGCCAGAACUGGUACCAUGGGCGUUGUGUGGGCAUCCUACAGAGCGAGGCCAAUCACAUCGACGUGUAUGUUUGCCCGCAGUGUCAGUCAACAGAAGACGCCAUGACCGUCUUCACGCCACUUACUGACAAAGAUUAUGAAGGCUUGAAAAGAAUAUUACGCUCCUUACAGUCACACAAGAUGGCAUGGCCUUUCCUUGAACCAGUGGAUCCGCAUGAUGCACCCGAUUAUUAUCGCGUCAUUAAAGAACCAAUGGACUUUUCCACAAUGGAAAGCCGUUUACAAAAGCGGCAUUACCACAAGCUCACUGAGUUUGUGGCUGACGUGACCAAAAUCUUUGACAACUGCCGCUACUACAACCCCAAUGACACGCCCUUCUUUCAGUGUGCGGAGAUGCUGGAAGGCUUCUUUGUACAGAAGCUCAAAUGUUUCAAAGCUGGCAGAUUGUCAGAUUCUUAAACGGGCCAGUCUAGCUGGACUCUGGACUGGAUGCUUGUCGCUCUAAUAUUCAGGGCAAGAAUGUUCAGUAAUCACUAUAAAGUGGCAGCCAUGUUGAAGUUAGACCAUCAGUUGAAUGAUGAGGAUGCUUUUUUUCUCUUUUUUUGGUCAAUCCGCAUCAAGUUAUUAAUCUUUGUCAACAAGCUGCCACAGCAGUUAGCAAUUUGGGGCCGGUUUUAAUUACAAAUGACCCAGUUUGUAUUUUAUGAUGUACUGUACAUCUUGGUUAAGGUUGGAGUUUACCAGUUGCAUAUUUUAUUACAGACAUAUUUAUGAGAAGUAUCACUUGGCUCCACCUUCUUGGUUUGAAUAUUGUAUGUUAAGGUUAAUGUACAUACUUUUAUGAUGUACAGUGGUUGUAAUAUAUCUUGUUUUUAAACAAAUAAUCUUUAUGUGAGAAUACAUGAUCAACAUUGAUCAUUAUUCUGUUCCACUGCUCCCUAAAAUAAUGUAGUCAGUACAAAUUGUCAUUAAGGAAAAAGGCAUUUCCCGACCACAACAUCCAACAUGGCUGUAGGAUCAUCUUCCAGAGAACCUUUUCAUGCAUCCGCUGUGUUUGUGCGAUUGUUAUUCACAUUUCAAAACAACAGAACAUAAGGUCUCUCAACUACGCCCUUUCUCCACAUGUUGUAGGUCUCAUAACAACAAGCUACAGUCUACAACCUCUUAGAGCACGUUGCACAUUGCUCAAGUGCGGAAAAAUAAAAAUGCACUUGCCAAGACGUUUGGCUUUUCUCGACUCUCGACUGUCCCUCUGUGACACCCACCCUGUGUUGGGGAUGUGCUCCUCUAAGUGCGCAACCAAGCACCGCUGCUUUUACAGAGUUGGUCAGGCGCACCAUUUCAGCUCCAAGGGACCCUUUUUUUUUUUUUUUUUUUUGUACCUGUCUUCGUAAGCGGAACUGUUCGGACAAGCUGGCAUUUCACAGGAACUUUACCUCAGAGAAAAGACUCUCAAGAGCUCUUAUGUUUCCAUGUACUUUAUUUUUUGAUCGCGUCUUUGGAUCUUUUCGUCAUUCUUGUUAUCGUCACUGGCCAUCCAAAUGAGAAAUCGGAAACUGAAAACAAUGGCUGAGUUUUACUGAGCAUACUAAAAUUAUGUUGUAUCUACGUCCUUUUUGUACCGUUUCUAUUUUUCAGGCUGAAGUGGCAUGAGAAGACUGUUCAGUACUAAAUGUCCGGACAACAGUAGAUGCUUGUUAGGCUCUUUACCUUGCUCUGCAAUAGUGACUGACUUAAGAAUGAUGAAUCUGUGUAUUUGAAGGUUUCUGCUCUGUUUGUUAAAAAAAAAAAAAAAAAAAAACGAAUUAAAAAAAAACAAGUCAAGUUUUGACUUGUUUGUUUUUUGUAUCACAGCCAAGAAAAUAUGGAUGUAUAUGAAAGUUAAUAAAAU